Ramularia collo-cygni is the source of this 1800-nucleotide messenger RNA. RefSeq lists its product as uncharacterized. NCBI's taxonomy places the organism in Eukaryota, Fungi, Ascomycota, Dothideomycetes, Mycosphaerellales, Mycosphaerellaceae. The coding region runs from base 1 to 1800 and encodes 599 amino acids. The transcript has a single exon. The record is from RefSeq and is a predicted model, not a curated record.
AUGGCUGGCCCAAACUGUCUUGACGAGGAAAAAGAUGGAGGCAGUGCAAAUGGACCGGGCGGUGGACUGGAUGAUGAGGUGCCCGCCUCACUCGAUCUUAGCGUCGAUCAGCAACAACCAACUUCCACUCCCCCAGGUGUCGAGGAUGGGAACCGGAAAAUGGCUUCCCAGGAAUCUUUCUUGACUGCCACAGGGCCUAGGUGCAGCGACGAUUUACACGCAGGCCCCACCAUCGAGUACAAGUCUGGGCUUGAUACUUUCGUAUUUCCGACACCUUCACCACGACUACCUAAUCCUUCACCCAGACUGAGUCCUUCUCCUCGUCCGCCUACUUCUUCAUCUCGGCUCUCACCCGAGUUAAGAUUUCAUAGCACAACACCUCAACAGACAACAUCAGAUCCUCGGUGCACCUCUCCGCCGAUUGGCAUGGCUAUUGGGUCGCCAUCACACGCACCACCCAGCUGGGCAAGACCGCAGACUAACGAUUGCAUCGACACGAGAAUGCAUCAAAGACCCCCGGCGCGUGCCCCACCAGCGGUGCCAGCAGUGCCAGCGGUACCAGAAAGGCACGGAAAAGGCAACACGAUCAAGAAACAGCAACGUGCGAAGAAGACGUCAAGUUGGAAGGCGUUUAGCAACUUGUUCAGAAAAUCGACCAAGCCAGCUCCCGCGACACCAGAACCGAUCUACAAAGAGAAACCAGAAGAGGUAGCUGUUCGCCCAAGAUCUCCACCCCUUAUUGCACCUGAUCGGCCCACUUCCACACUGCCGUUAUCAGCAAGAUUACCGCUUCCGACGCCAGUCUCAUCGCAGCAGUCCCUCGUAAGGACGCUGUCUGAAAUCCAACCGCAGCCACGUUGCGAGUCUCGUCAACCGGUCAGGAUGUCAUUCAACCGAUUAUUGCGAUCGCCAUGCGAGAAUCCCACACACUCAUCGAGUCCGUGGCGCGGAAGCUUCUUCCGUAGCGACCAAAACCAGCAAAUCGCGUCACCACCUCAUCCACCGACUGCCACUUUCGCGCGGACACCCCGAGUGGAUAUAGAUCUACCUAGUCCUGAACUGGRGCGGUUCAGCGUCAUGUUUUCUGAUCUGCUGUUGCCAGGUCCAUCGACCGACUCUAAACCUACCCUUCUCGAGCGAAGGCUGAGUCGCAUGUCUGCCAGCGCGAGAGCUGCGCACGUUCUCAACACCAAGGUCGAUGUCCAACCAGAAAUACCAUCGCGAUAUCAAAACAGCCAAACGUCAACGCAACCCAAACGGCCGCUCUCUAUCAAGGUGGAUCCAAGAAGGCAUACUGCUACUCCCACGACAGCAAUACUUCGACCACCACCUGUCGUCCGGUCCCACACUGCAUCCAUAUAUGACGCAUCUGAGCAAACUAACAGCUCGCCCGAAUCGCAUAGUGGGUCCACUUCGCACAGCGAAACAUCUCUUCCCGAUACCCCGACUACGCUCUCCAACUGCUACCGGCCAGUAUCCAUGAAUGCCAAGCAGCAGGAGACUUCAACAUGGGACAUGUCUCAUUCACAGCCCGAGAUCAUGUGCUCGCCGGAUUUCAUGAACUCGCGCGUGGAUCACUCCAUCGAUCUUGAGCGGCAGAUGGUACAAGUGAGUGUUGCCAGACAGGUUAGCAUCAAUCAGGCGAGAUCCCAGGUCCGACGAACAGUGUCGACGAGGCGACCGAAAUUGGUGAAUCUCGCCAUGGCGAAAAAUCGCAAGAGUGAAGCUGGAGUCUUUGACUCGGUUGAGAAUCUGCAUGACGAAAUGCCAGAUGCAAGGUUGAUCAAGGAAUACUCAUGA